Caenorhabditis remanei is the source of this 696-nucleotide messenger RNA. RefSeq lists its product as uncharacterized. Gene Ontology annotation, biological process: nucleobase-containing compound metabolic process. The record is from RefSeq and is a predicted model, not a curated record. Bases 1 to 696 code for a protein of 231 amino acids. NCBI's taxonomy places the organism in Eukaryota, Metazoa, Nematoda, Chromadorea, Rhabditida, Rhabditidae. The transcript has 3 exons. Gene Ontology annotation, molecular function: 3'-5' exonuclease activity; nucleic acid binding.
AUGGUCUACUUCUCCCGAACUUUCCACUUCAACCAGACUCAAUUGAAGGCGAUCCGAAUUGCGAUGAAGGAGCUUGAACAAGACCGCAACCUGGUCACUUUCGGGCCAGAGACAUCACUUCAGCUGGAUAAAGAAGAGAGAAAAGAAUUGAAAAAUGAGAAGUUGAGAACACUGGACAUCCAGCAAGGAACUGGUAUGCCGCUUCUGAAAAUGGUGGAUGAUUGGGCUGGCGUGAAAAUCUUCAAAACGGAGACCAUGAGUGAUUGGACAGUCCAGACACUCCGCCACGACCAGAUCCACUAUGCGGCAAUGGACGCAAUAGCCCUCCACUACAUCAACAUCAAGAGUGAUGUUGAUUGGAGCUUUAACCCGGCAAAAAUGCUCAAUCCAGACUCUACAUUCCGGACACCGACAUUCUUCAACCCGAAAAAACCAAAUUCGACUCAGCUAGAGAUGUUGGGAGACAUUUGUGAUGACCUGUUGGAGAUUGAAGACGUAGUGGAUUGGAUGCAAGAGUUCGACGUCUGCAUCACACUGAAGAAGAUCCGGAAGAAGCUCGAGGCGGUGAGAACAUGGGAGAAGGAAUGGAAAUGGGACAAGUACUGGAAACUCUUCGCGGAGAGACAAGUCCAUUGCAUGGAGGAUAUCAGGACGUCCAGACAACGGGACAGAGAUCAACUGGACAAUCUCCCCUGA